UCUCUGUUGGUUCGGCCAAAGUUACAAGUGCAUCGCUUGAUCGAGGAGAGUUGUUUGUUGUGUGUGUGAGUCGAGUGUGUGUGAGUGCACAUUGAGUUUGUGAUUGUUCGAGCGAAAAACCGGAAAUAUCUCAGUUCUGCUGCAGUCUUUGACGAAUCGUCACUUCGUAAAUUUGUUCGUGAUGCCCGGAAGUAGGAGCUCGGUUCGCCAGUUUGUCCAGCAUUAAAAAAGGACAGCACAAAAAAUUGUCGACAGCAAACGAAAACACGACGGAGAAGGAAAGUCAAAAUGAGAAGCGAGCCGACCACGAGUGAAUUGCAGGCCCUUGCCACCAGGCAGCAGCAGCAGCUGGAUACUCAAGCUCGGCUGAUUGCAGCCCGAGAGAAUCGUUUGCGACAGGUGCAGGAGGGGGUCCAGGCCGCCAGUGAUGCUAGUUCCAGCAGUGAGGCGGAGCGAGUCCGCAAAUUGCGCGAGAGAGUUGAAGCCCAGGAGGCCAAAUUGCGCAAACUACGAGCUCUGCGGGGCCAGGUUGACCAGCAGCGCAUCACCAACGGAUCAUUGUCUGCUGACUUGACGUCGAUUCGAGCGCUCUUCAACGAGAAAGAGAAGGAGCUGAGUAUGGCGGCUGCCCAGGUGGAGGAGCUAACACGGCAGUUGGAACAGUUCGGCACACAGGCCCACCACGCCCAGGCUCAUCCGGGAAGCAAGGCUUACUUUGUUCAGCUUCACCUUGAACGUCUGCGAGCCGAACUAAUGUAUCGGAAUAAAGUGAACGAACAAAAGGCGGCCGAUUUGAAGGAAAAGAAGGCUAGGCUGCUGGAGAACCGCGAAAACGUUGGCGACAUGGAAAUUCGAAUUAAUGAGCUGCGUGAACGACUGCAGCGCAAGAAGAUGCUUAAUCAGCAGCUGGCCAACCAACUCAGCGAUGCGUCGCAGAAGAAUAACAAAGUUUUGUCCCAGCAGCAGCAGCAGCAGCAGCAAAGGCCCACCAAGAAUUCAGUGUCUCAAGUGGCAGCUAUUGAACCGUUUAAUCGCCAACAACAGCCGCAACAAUCGAACGUUAGCGAUCAGCGCGACGACGAUGUGACGGAUUUCAGCAAGAACGACCCCAAGUACCAGACGUUGCCCUACAACACUCGUUUCUUGCCCAUGAACUUCCACAACAACAAUAAUAACAACAACAACAACAAGAGAGGGUCGCCGACGAUGAUGAAAAGUCUUAAAGUGGCCUCGGUCCCGCCACAGGUGGCCGAGAAACCCGCGCUCCCGCCAAAGCCCGCCGUGAAUUAUAAGCCCCUUUUACCGCCAAGACAAAAUCCCGACAAAGAUUCUUCGGUCGACCCGUCUCAACCCCCUUCUGAUGAGAAGGGUACGGACUAUUUGCUGGCCAAAGCGGAACUCCCACUCAAACCUAAACCUUUAACGCUAAAGAAACACGUGAUUCCGCCUCCGCCGCCUCCCCUGCCGCCUCCGCCACCGUCGCAGCCGCCAGAGUUCCUGGCCGAGCUAACCAAGGAUGAGGCGAUGGAUGCCGAGGAUGAGCGGGAUGAUGAAUCGUCGCAUCCGCAAAUAGAACAAGCGGAGGACAGGGUAGGUGCCACGUAUUCGGACCAAUCGGGCGAAUCUCCGAUGGCAUCGGCGCAUCCACUUUCUGCACCCAACUACGAUGAAGACUCGGCGGUUGAUAAGGGAGCGGCGUCGCUAAUGACAGAGGCACGCGAUCCCUCGCCGCCACUAGAAGGCGUGGCCAGACGAUUGCGCAAGGGUAAUUUAAAGAGCGGCACAGCCGACGCUUUGCGAAAGUCGCGGCGAGUCAGCUUCGAUCCGUUGGCUUUGCUAUUGGACGCCUCGUUGGAAGGCGAACUAGAACUCGUUAAAAAGACUGCGCUUGAGGUGUCUAAUCCCAGCGCUGCCAAUGACGAAGGAAUUACGGCGCUUCACAACGCCAUAUGCGCCGGUCAUUUAGAGAUCGUGCGGUUCCUCGUCGAACUUGGCUGUGACGUCAAUGCCCAAGACAGUGAUGGAUGGACGCCUUUGCAUUGUGCCGCCUCGUGCAACAAUCUGGCCAUGGUGAAGUUCUUGGUGGAGCACGGCGCUUGUAUUUUCGCGGCCACGCUCAGCGACCAAGAAACCGCCGCCGAAAAGUGCGAGGAGGACGAAGAAGGCUUCGAUGGAUGCUCGGAAUAUCUUUACAGCAUACAGGAGAAGCUGGGCAUUUUGAAUGGCGGCAGAGUAUCGGCCGUUUACGAUUACGAAGCGCAGAAUUCUGACGAACUAACGUUCCGGAUGGGUGAUGAACUUGUUGUGUUGCGGAAGGGCGACGACUACGAGCGCGAAUGGUGGUGGUCCCGGCUCAGCGAUCACGAGGGAUACGUGCCGCGUAAUUUACUCGGGCUGUAUCCUCGGAUGAAACGUAAGGAAUCGGAAGAGUGAUCGAACCAUGUUUUUCGUCCAUGAUGAUCUGCAUUUGACACGGUCUUACACGCCAUCACACACUACACGCAACAUCUCUCGGUUUUUAUUUUUCAUCGUUAUCUACCCGUUUUUUCUCUCGCCCUUUUUUUUUUUUUUGGAAUGUUGGGUCGGAUAGACUUCCUAUUCAUGCAAAACCGAUUUUUAUUUGCUCCGGCUGACUUGACAAUCUCACUGUUUUUUGACAAUCUCCCCUUUUGUGUAUGUUGUGUUAUGUUUUUUUUUUGAGGCCCCUGGGCGUUCGCAGCGAAACUCAAUACGCGUGUAAAAAAAAGAUAAAAAAAAGAUGGGGUUUUCGACUUCCUUAUCGUGCGGGAAGGAUUCUCUGUGAAUUGGACUUGUUUUUUCGGUACGUUGAGAAAACAGUUUUUUUGGAUGUUGGAAACUCAAUAGCCUCGAGUGUAAGAAAGAGGAAACAAAAAACGGUUUUAUCUCACCUUAAAUCUGACCGCAUGCUGUGUCACAUAUCGCUUUAGGUAUCGCUUUUUUGCCACCCUUUUUUUUUCCACCCUCCAUACGCAUUUUUCAUUGUUGCUGUUAUGUCCCUUUUUUUCCCUUUACGUCGUCGCCAUUCAAGUUUUUGUUCAUGGCAGACUCCCUUCCUCUGAUUAGCUUUUUUUUCCCUCUCUCUCCUCCCCUCUUUAUGCAUAUAAACAAAACAAUGAGCGAAAGAUAUAAAAACAACAAUGUUCUAGUGAUUUGAUUGGGCUGGUGAUGAUAAAAGAACUUUCUCGUUGUGUGUCGUCAAAGAAAAGAAGAAAAUUUACGUUUCGCCUCACCUGCAAUACAUUCACCUGCCCUUGCAGCAGGUUUGCAAAACA
Daphnia magna is the source of this 3293-nucleotide messenger RNA. RefSeq names its product apoptosis-stimulating of p53 protein 2 (gene ASPP). Gene Ontology annotation, biological process: regulation of apoptotic process. NCBI's taxonomy places the organism in Eukaryota, Metazoa, Arthropoda, Branchiopoda, Diplostraca, Daphniidae. Gene Ontology annotation, cellular component: nucleus. The record is from RefSeq and is a predicted model, not a curated record. Gene Ontology annotation, molecular function: p53 binding.